Eucalyptus grandis is the source of this 2601-nucleotide messenger RNA. RefSeq names its product transcription factor TCP22. NCBI's taxonomy places the organism in Eukaryota, Viridiplantae, Streptophyta, Magnoliopsida, Myrtales, Myrtaceae. Gene Ontology annotation, cellular component: nucleus. Gene Ontology annotation, molecular function: sequence-specific DNA binding; DNA-binding transcription factor activity. The transcript has 2 exons. The coding region runs from base 830 to 1846 and encodes 338 amino acids. The record is from RefSeq and is a predicted model, not a curated record.
ACUCUUCUCUCUCUCUCUCUCUCUCUCUCUCUCUACAAGCCAGAGAAGACAGCAGUCAAUAACAAGAAAGAAAAACAAGAUCCCCACGCACUUCCACUGGUCUCUCUUGUCUUUUGGAUUUCUCAAGCCCCUUUCGUUUUCCCCCAGCAUCCCCCAAUCCCCCCUCUCCUCAAAUUUUUAAUAUUCCUUCUCUCUCUAUCCAUCUCUCUCCCCCCCCACCCCACACAAAAUCUCUGCAGAAGAAGAGAAAGGAGAAGAAGGAAAGUGGCGAGGAGGCCCGCCGGUCAGAAAAAGAAGCAGCAGCAGCAGCAGCAGCUCAGGAUCGCCCCCACCAUGUAUCCCAGGAAUUGGAGGGAGGGUUGCUGUUCGUGAGCCAGUUCUUGACGAUGGGCACGAAGAGGGUGGUGAGGAAUCGCGUUUGAAUUUUGCCAAGAAAGGAGGAGGAAAUGGAGUCCCAAAGCAACGCCAACCAAAGCAGCAGCAAUUCGGGCUCCGACCACCACCACCACCACCACCACCACAAGCACAAGCAGCACGACCCCGUCCCCACCGCUCCUCUGCAGCUGGUCCCUCUCUCUUCUUCCCCCAAUUCCGCCGCCGAGCCGGGUCACUCUCACGGGUCAACCCUCCAUGGCCCAUCGUUCAUGGGCUCCAUCUCUAUCCAACCCGCUAAGCCCCCUCCACCCCACCCUCCUCCUCCUCCUCGCUCCCUCCCAACUCCGCCUCCCCCGGCUCCAACCCAAACCCCACCGCCGCCAUUGCCAAGAUCGCCAAGCGGCCCACCAAGGACCGCCACACCAAGGUCGACGGCCGCGGCCGCCGCAUCCGGAUGCCCGCCGUCUGCGCCGCCCGCGUCUUCCAGCUCACCCGCGAGCUGGGCCACAAGUCCGACGGCGAGACCAUCGAGUGGCUCCUCCAGCAGGCCGAGCCCGCCAUCAUACACGCCACCGGCACCGGCACCAUCCCCGCCAACUUCUCCACCCUCAACGUCUCCAUCCGCAGCAGCGGGUCCACCGUCUCCGCCCCGCCCUCCAAGUCCGCCCCGCUCUCCUUCCACGGCGGCCUCAGCCUCUACGACGGCGGCGACGCGGGCAGGCGGCUUCUCGCCGGCGGCGGGGGCGGCGCGCUCGGCUUCCACCACCAAUUUUACACGCAGGUCCUCGGCUCCGAGCAGGCCAGCGGCGGUAGCGCUGGCGGCAACAACGGCGAUAAUCCCGGAGAGGGCUACAUGACGAAGACGUUCAGGGAAGACCUCUUCAAAGAUUCCUCCCACCAGAGCAGCGCCGACGCUGGCUCCGCCGAUUUGCAGGGCGGUAACAAAUCCGGAAGGCCCGGAAUGCAAGAACAAGAACCCACCUCGGCCCGGUCCUCGUCGGGGGUCGUGCCGGCUCCCGCCAUGUGGGCAGUGGCCCCGGCCACCACGAACGGCGGGAGCACGUUCUGGAUGCUGCCGGUGGGGGCCGGAGGAGGGGGAGCCGCCGUGACCGCGCCGGGGCCCGGGAUGCACGAGGCUUCGAUGUGGACGUUCCCGGCGGGGGCGGGCGGGGCGGCGAUGCAAAGGGUGAACUUUCCGGGAGGGGGGAGGCUGACGCCGGUACAGCUAGCGGGGUCGAUGCUAGUGCAGCAGCCAAUGGGACUAGGGAUGACGGAGACGACGAGUAUGGGCAUCAUGGGAGGACUAGGAGGAAGCGGAUACAGUAGCGGGGGUAGCAAUAGCGGGAGAGUCAAUCUGGGGAUGAAUUUGGAGCAGCAGCAUCACCCCCACAAGCAAGGCCAAGCUCCGGGCGGCGGCGGCGGGAGUGAUGGAGAAGAUGAUCACCAUCGUAGUCAUCACACUGACUCAUGAUAACGACGACGACGACGACGACGUCGACGAAGAAGACGACGACGAUAACGAAUAAGUUGCAGUGGUAGUGUCUAUUUUAUCAGAUCCAAAAGUGGGAAUCUAGUCUCCAGCUUCGAGCACUUCGAGGCGAUGCCAAUCAUUUCUCCCCCUCGCAGCAGCUUGAGCAUGACCUGAUACUUGCUGGGCUGCGCUGGCUUUUUUUCAUUCCCCCCAUUCCUCCCUCCUCUCGCUCUCUCUCUCUCGCCGCAGGGUUGGCUCCAUUCUGUUGUCAUGAUUAGAGCGAAUAACCAGAUUAUAAUUAUGGCCAUGAAUGAUGGGAGGAAGAUGGAGGACAGCGACCGAACGACAUCGUUUUCAGGGUCGAGAGGGAGAAGUUUUAGGAGGACAGCAGAUUAUUUAAUAGCUGGCAAAUUCGAACCUGGCUUCUCCUUGAGGAAAGAGGGAUAGAGAGAGAGAGAGAGAGAGGGACUAUGACAACUUUGGUACAUAUUCUGAUGAAUCCAUGGCAUUUUAUCACUUGACAUUUAUGUUAUUCUUCGUAUAAUCUAGUCCCUGUACUCAUGACCUGAACGAGGCCUUAGGACUUGAACUCAUAUCCCGGUCCCUUGCCACCGGAUCGGGAACGUUGGAUUGGGUGCACCUAAGUUUUAGUUUUUUAUGCUGUCUUGUAUGACUUUUUUUGUAUGUAGUUUGGUAAAUAGAAUCGACCGCAACAAAAACAACAAAAAAAAGGAAGAGUAAGGUAGAAGAUUAAA